UUCGGUUUAGAGAGUGUCCGUGUAAAUAAAAAUCACCGCGCGUGGUUGUCAGCUUAAAGCACUGGAUACGUUUCAAACAGCCCCAUGAGCGUUUCUGGGUCCUCCCCUACACCGUCUCGGUUAAACAAAUAGUCAGUUUACUUGUGGUGAUACGAUCAGUUCUUUGUCGUGCCCCCAGCGCCGCCCGCCUCACCCCCUGUCCCAGCCAGUCGGGGUAGCGGUCCGCACUCAUCAGCCGGGGUGGGAGGGAGCCGGGAAGCAACGCCGGAGGAAAACGCUUCCCUGUAAGCUGUAACAUGCAGCAGGCUGGCCGAGGGACGAGUUUGCGGAUACAAGCUUUUACGUUACGUUACCACUUACGAGGAGUUUCCCAAAAGUUUUAAGGUUUUUUGGAGCUGCAGCCAUGAAUCUGGGCAAACUGUCGGGCAUCAAGGGCUUGGUGUCCAACUCGCAGGGCAAGCGGCGCUUCAAGGGCGACCUGACGGCCGACAUGAUCAGCCCGCCGCUGGGCGACUUCCGGCACACCAUGCACGUGGGUCGCGGCGGCGACGUCUUCGGUGACACCUCCUUCCUCAGCAACCACGGCGGGGCAGCCGAUCCCGACUCCUCCCCUGAGAAGACCAGCGGCCUCCUCUCCCGCACCUUUCGGCACGUCCUCCGGACCCCGACCCGGCCAGUGGCCGACGCUGCGGAUCUCUCCACGCCCCCUCCCCUCAUCUCGCCCAUCAUCAAGAACGCCAUCUCCCUGCCCCGGCUGGAUGUCGACACUCCCAAUGGCUGCCUGAAGAGGGAGCUCUUUCCCAACUCGCCCAGCUGUCCAGAGGGCUCUAUGUACUCCUAUGGUGUGGAUUCUGGUUUUGCCACGCUGCCCCGCCUCUCACGCAUUGACGGCCAGCUGCAGGAUAGUCCCACCCACCGCUCCCCAGAACCGUCGCCCUCCGACUGCACCGCCGACUCUCUGGCACGGUCGGACUCCCUGAUCUCGUUCACCGUGGACCUUGGCCCCUCACUGAUGAGCGAAGUGUUUGGCAUAAUUGACAGCCCUGACGGCAUCAGGGAGGCGGGCCUCUGGUGGGAGGGAGAAGGGCCGGCCAAUAGCUGCGACGCUGCCCCUUUAUCCACCAACGCCGUUGCAGAUUCCCCACGGGGGGCGGAGCUAAAUGGCAGGGAGCGGUCAGACAAAGAAUGGGAAGAGGGGAAAAAUGGGGACUUGCCAAAACCGGAAUCUCCAGGCACGGCGGUGAAGACCCCCGGAAGAAUGGAGCCGGCAAUGGAGGCAGAACGGUUUCUGAGGGCGGCUGAUGUGUUGUCACGCCAUUACGGGGGAGGCGGGCUCUUAAAACGACCUUUCCCCUCCAAUGGGCGGGACUUCAGUCCUUAUACGGGCUUUGGCCCGCCCACCCAGAGGAGCCCAUGUACCGACCCCGAAGAGGACGAAAUCAAAGUCUGAAAAAGCACGGACUGUAGUGUUUCUGGAAAGCAUUCAGACGUGACUCUCUUGAUGUAUGUGUGUGUGUUUCCUGUGUCGAGCUCGCAAAGUUUUGCCUGCAAGGUUUUAUUUCAUCUGUCUUGCUCAAAAAAAUCCUUAUCCUAAUGGACCUUCGUCACCCGAUGGACUUUCCUUGUGCAAAGGGUAGGAAAGGUUUGGAACAUGUUGCUGGGUAGCAUCCAAGGAAGCAGGAUUUAUAUUAAUUUAAAGCAGCAGUAACUAAUGUCUUAACAGUACAGUGUCCACACAGCCAAGAGGACCUGAUGGGUGUCCUGUACGUCGUGAUAUUUCUUAUGUUCUUAUAUUAAGAUAAACAGAAGCUAGCAGACGGAGAAGCACCAUCAGGUGGACAUAAGUGUCGUUCACUUCAGCCGCUGGGCUGUCGGUUAAAUAUAUCCACAUCCAGUCACUACACUCUCCAAGGCAGGACAUUCUGCUGAAUGGGUGUUGGGCUGCAGAGUGACCACAGAGAUGUGUCUGUCCUCGCUCACGCUCUCCGUCUUCAUCUUACGGGAGGGCAUUUUCGUAAGACACUGCUGGGCACAAGUAAUUCAGAUAGGAAGAGGAAAGAAUGAACUGUUAAGUAACACCUCCCCCCCCCCUUCGAGUUUCUUAAAUAGAGCCGUUCAAAAUAGGGCAACCAUACGUUCACCGGGAGAGAAAGGGAAUAAGGUCAAGGAAGUUCAAAUGGAGAAGUCAGUGUUGGUAAACAUGUCGGCACUGCAAGGGAAAAUGAAACGAACUGUGCUGCGUUUGAUUCAGGGCUUCUAGAGGGCUGUGGCUAACGUCCAUCCUUGAUAAUACUCUCCUCCUAACCGCUACAGGCCCAUUUCCAUCUUGAGUACAUGGGCCGGCCCAUUCUGAAGCCUCUCUUCGCUAUGCACAGUUCUGAUUUCCCAAGAUCCGUCAUCAAUGGCGUAGUUCCAGGUCAUCAUGGCCGAGAGGGAUUGUCCGAAAUUAAGCAACCGCAUGUGAUCUGCAGGACGAGGCAUCCCCCGUGUCUGAGAAAACGAAAGCUCAUUGGUCCUGGGCCUUCUAGCACACCGACGCCCCCUGAGUGCAGCGGCCAGUGCUAGAGUUCCUUCCUCAUUCACACGGCCCCGGAUGUGGCUCUUCAUAGAGCCCCACCUCAUGUACCGCGUGAGGGCAACGCUACUUUCAGGAUGAGUGAGUACGUGUGCCGGCCGACACUCUGAUCUCUAGGUGACAGACGCAGCUCGCAACCAUCUCGAAAGAGGAAACGAAGACUCCGGGAUUGUUUUUGCACAUUCGCAUGAUUUUCAUCCGUAACAAUGAUGACCCGGUGACAGUUGAACCAAAGGGGAGUUUUCAGAUUCCCCGGGUUUAAGUGUGCUCAAGAGAUCUAUUGGAUCUAUGGUAUAUUGCAAGGUAUUCUCUGAACACACAUCUUGUUUGUAAUGGAACAAUAUAUGAAUGUGUUAAUGUUUUUAAUCAAGCAAACCAAAGCUUCCGCACAUGACUUGGGUAAUUUAGUUAGUUUGCAUGUAUGCAAGUAAUCAAAGGAAAGAAAGGCAGUAUAUUUUAUAUCAUUAUUUUGUAUUCGUAGUCAUAUGAUGCAAAUGAUAUGUGCUCUUUGUAUAUACAUACCAACGAGAGAAAUGUCUGUCUCUCAAAGGAUAAUAAUAACAAUCUUAACAAACAGUGUAAUAAAUGGAUGCAUUUAAUACAUGUA
Brienomyrus brachyistius is the source of this 3182-nucleotide messenger RNA. RefSeq names its product CDC42 effector protein (Rho GTPase binding) 1a (gene cdc42ep1a). Lineage: Eukaryota; Metazoa; Chordata; Actinopteri; Osteoglossiformes; Mormyridae. The record is from RefSeq and is a predicted model, not a curated record. The transcript has 3 exons. The coding region runs from base 404 to 1450 and encodes 348 amino acids.